GCAACUAUCCGCUGUUGCAGACGUUCGCAGUGCAAAAAUUACAUAACCUCUUUGAGGCUAAGUGCAGAAUGUUUAUAAUAACCAUUUGUGUUUUUAUACAAAUACUUGUUGGCUUUAUAUGUGGUUUGUAAGCCCGAUACCAAUAUCUCUCUCCUGUAUAUGUCCACAGCUUGAACCAUGCGUGUAUCAUCGAUCCUGAAAGGCGCCCACUUCGGCAACCUCGCCAAGGUUCACGGCAUUGUCACCUACAAACUGUCGCCUUUUGAGCAGCGCGCCUUUGCCGGUGCCAUCAGCCAUGGUCUGCCCAACAUUGUGCGUCGCAUCCGCUCUAACAUCUUCCGUGUGGUACCACCCUUCAUCUUGGGUUAUUUGAUCUUCGAUUUGACCGAGCGCAAGCAUUCAGCUUUGCUACGUAAGAAUCCUGCUGAUUAUGAGAAUGACGAAUAAACGAACUGUCCUCCUAAUCGGUGUGCAUUAGCGAAUAGUGAUGUUAAGCUAAAUAAUAAAACCAAACCCACAGUUCAAUGAA
Molecule: messenger RNA, 529 nt
Organism: Drosophila hydei
Lineage: Eukaryota; Metazoa; Arthropoda; Insecta; Diptera; Drosophilidae
Gene: UQCR-Q
Product: cytochrome b-c1 complex subunit 8
Exons: 2
Coding region: 178-447 (89 amino acids)
Biological process (GO): mitochondrial electron transport, ubiquinol to cytochrome c
Source: RefSeq, a predicted model, not a curated record